AGCCCCCAAGCCCGACAGCCUCCUCUUGAAAAACCAGUGAGAAAGCUUGGUUUUUCCCUUCUUCUCUUGUCCAAGAACAAGAUUUAGGAGCUUAGAAACCCUCCCUAAAGCAAGGAAUUCCAGAUCUGCUCGGUUUCUCCCCCUCCCUUGUCCGUGAGCUGCAGCUGGUGAUGCGAAAUUCUGGGCUUUUUUCGGUAAGAACAGCCAUGAUUUCAUCCUUUUAGCUUUGAUUUAAGUUGGAUUACUCUAAGUUCCUCUUGUUCCUUCAAUUUUGGGCGGUUCCCGUGAGUCCCCUGCAGCUUGCCGCCGGCUUCUUCUCCCCCGCCAGGUCCGGUUCUGCUGGCUGGAAAAUUUUGGUUCUUGAUCGUUCUGUCAGUUUAGCACUGAGAUCGAGUCUUCGGUUUUAUGUGAGUGAGAAAGCGAAACCGAGAACGAGGAAACCACGGGAAGUGACGAGUUAGAAGGCUAGCCAUUUCAAAAUUGAUAUAGAUUUUAGAUAUAAAUCAUGAUCUUGUAAACUAGCGUGUAUUUGGAGAUUUUAUGAUAUCAGAGCAAAUUUUAAGAUUUUAUCUUCAGAUUUUAAGAUUUUAUCUUCAGAUUUUGUGCAAUACAGUAAGAAACUUUGAAGGGGAAUCUUCUAAUAUGGAAUUUGUUAGAAAUGAGGUUGAUGCAUUAUACCAUGAAAUGGUAGCUGAUGCAAUGGGUGCACAGUCUGAAUACAAUGAGGGGCCAAUGGCUGAGGAGCCAAAUAGUAAGGCAAGAGAAUCUUAUGAUCUCUUGCAUGCUGCAAAAGUUCAUAUAGUGUGUGGAGAAUCCCAUUAUGAGCCGAGGAAUAUGUCUACUAUAAGGCAAAAAGAUAUUCCAAGGAAAUCUUUGUGGUACCUUCCAAUUACCCCAAGAUUGCAGCGACUAUAUAUGUCUAGGAAAACAGCAAAGCACAUGACAUGGCAUUUGAAAUGCUGUGAGGAUGUAGAUGAAGUUAUUCAUCUUGCGAGUAGUGAGGCAUGGAAACAGUUUGAUAAAACCCACCCAACAUUUGUUGAUGAACCUAGAAAUGUUAGACUUGGCCUUUGUACAGAUGGUUUCAAUCCAUUUGGUUGCUCUACAAUACCUUCCUCUUGUUGGCCUAUUUUUCUUACAAUGUACAACCUUCCUCCUGAAUUGUGUAUGAAGUUAGAGCAUAUAUUUCUUGCCAUGAUAAUUGCUAAACCUAAAAGUCUUGGAAAAAACAUUGAUGUCAUGCUUAUGCCAUUAAUUGAUGAACUUAAGGAAUUGUGGACAAAUGGGGUUGAAACUUAUGAUAGUUUCAGAUUUGAAUUAGAAUUGAUACCUCAAGAUGAUGGAACAACUAUAAAACCCAAUGCUACAUAUGUUCUUACUCGAGAGCAACAAAGCUCUUAUCUAUUAGUGGCUGAAGAAAUUGAGAUUCCCAGAUGGCGUCUCUUGCCAAUUGCUUUCUGUGAUUUCCUCACAGAUGAAGUUUGGGGUCCCUUAACUAAGAUUAGUAACUUUUUUAGAGCUUUAACUGCUCUAAUUAUUCAAGUUAGUAACAUGAAGAUGUGGGAGGAAAAAUUUGUUGAGACCAUUUGCAAGCUAGAGAAAGUAUUCCCGCCAGCAUUCUUUGACUCGAUGGAGCAUUUGGCUAUUCAUCUACCAUAUGAGGUAAAAGUUGGAGGACUUGUCCAAUUUCAUUGGAUGUAUUCUUUUGAAAGAUUGUUUACUCCAACUUCUUCAUGUAGGCUUUUUGAUUAUCCAGUACAUUCCGAUCUAUCAGACGAUCAAAUUCAAAUCAAACGGCAACUUGAAUUUAUUCCUUGGUUUAAGACAACGGUGCAUAGUGGAAGAUAUAAGGUUGAUUCUCGCCUUUUGCCUUUAGUAACUGGCCCAGUCAAUAACGUUAGGGCAUACAAUGGCAUUGUGGUCCAUCCGACAUCUGGUAUAGUUGACAUAAAUCCUCGGUUUAAAUUACAAACAUAUGAACCAUUCAUAUUGGCCAGUCAAGCUCAACAAGUGUUUUAUGCCCGUUACCCAUCUCAAAAUCCUUGUAGAAAAGGGUGGUUUGCUGCAUGUAAGAUUAGAGGAAAAGCAAUAAUUGACACUUCAUCGUUGAGUGAUGGUGGAAAUGUUUAUUAUCAAGAUGAUGAUCCUCCUAUGCCACAAUUGGUGCAACCCUCGACUAUUUUAAAUGAUCAUGUUUCACUAGCAUCUCAAGGGGGAGAACAAGUGGUGAUUAGUGAGGUCAUGCAAUUGCCAUAUGUGGCAGAGGAAGAAUGUGUGGGUGAGGAUGAUGAUGAAGAGGAAGAGUUUGAUGGAACGGAAACAUCGAAAGAAGAAGUUCCAAAUUACUUAACCGAGAAUAUUAGACGAGAUACGCGAGAUGCAUCUUCUAGACAACAAGUUGAUCCAGAGGGAGAACCACAGAGGCCACUUCGUCGUCUUAUUCGGGGGCCUCGUAAGGAGCAACCCACAGUUACUCAGCCACCAUUGGACGAUGACCAGUACACUGGUGAUGAUGCAACAAUGGAGGAGGACACUGAAGAGCGUAAUUUGGAGGCUGAGUUGGAUGGACGUGGCACGGAUAAAGGAUAUGACGCUCCUACAGACCCGAGUCAAAGGAGGAUGCUUAGCCUUAAUCACUGAGGCACAUUUAGCCAUGAGAGGUUUGGGAAGACUGCCAUAGUAAUAUGAAAGUACUUGUAUGAUAAGCCAGUGCUUUUUUGGUCUAGCUGGCCUAAGGAAAAGAAGAGGGUUGCUUGGGAGAAUUUCCAAGUAUGAAAAUUAUAGAAUAAAAUGAAGUAUUUUUU
Rubroshorea leprosula is the source of this 2804-nucleotide messenger RNA. The record is from the annotation of a GenBank genome assembly. NCBI's taxonomy places the organism in Eukaryota, Viridiplantae, Streptophyta, Magnoliopsida, Malvales, Dipterocarpaceae.